AUGUUUGUCUCAAAGUACAAAAAGUUGCCUCUUUCACUUUGUCUAGUUUCAUGGUUCUGCCAUGUUGGUUUGGCUAUGGCUUCAAGUGAGAGCAAUAGCAAUUCCAGAGACCUUGAUCAAACACCAACAUGGGCUGUUGCUUGUGUUUGCACUGUUUUCAUCUUGAUAUCCCUAACUCUGGAGAAGAGUCUUCACAAAGUGGGAUCGUGGCUACAUGAAAGGCACAAGAAGGCUCUGCUUGAAGCUUUGGAAAAGGUCAAAGCUGAGUUGAUGAUUUUAGGUUUCAUUUCACUGCUUUUGACUUUCGGGCAGAGCUACAUUGUUAGAAUAUGUGUUCCUGCCAAUGUAGCAGACAAACUGUUGCCAUGUCCAUAUACGGGUACCAACAAUGCAUCAAGCAGUGAAGAGGAACAUAGUAGAAAACUCCUCUCUUAUGAACGCAGAUAUUUAUCAGAUGAUACUACCUCUUACCAAUGCAAGGAGGGACAUGAGCCACUCAUAUCUGUCAAUGGAUUGCACCAAUUACACAUCCUCAUAUUCUUCUUAGCAGUCCUUCACGUGCUUUACAGUGCUGUCACAAUGCUUCUUGGGAGACUAAAGAUAAGAGGAUGGAAGGCAUGGGAGGCAGAGACUUCAUCUCAUGGGUACGAGUUCGCCAAUGAUCCUUCAAGAUUCCGGCUUACACAUGAAACAUCAUUUGUGAGAGCCCAUACCACUUUUUGGACAAGAAAUUCAAUCUUCUUUUAUAUAGGUUGCUUCUUUAGACAGUUUUAUAGGUCCGUGGGUAAGGCCGACUACCUGACUUUGCGCAAUGGAUUUAUCACUCUCCACCUUUCUCCUGGAAGUAAAUUUAACUUCCAAAAGUAUAUCAAAAGAUCCUUGGAGGAUGAUUUCAAGGUAGUUGUGGGAGUCAGUCCUGUCCUCUGGGCAUCAUUUGUUGUUUUCUUGCUCCUAAAUGUUAAUGGAUGGCAUGCUAUGAUUUGGGCAUCCCUAAUUCCUGUUGUGAUAAUUUUGACUGUUGGAACUAAACUUCAAGUCACGUUGGCAAAGAUGGCUAUUGAAAUCACAGAAAGACAUGCAGUUGUCCAAGGGAUUCCUCUUGUCCAAGGCUCAGACAGAUAUUUUUGGUUUGGUCGGCCUCAGUUAGUUCUUCAUCUUAUCCAUUUUGCUUUGUUCCAGAAUGCAUUCCAAAUAACAUAUUUCUUGUGGAUAUGGUAUUCUUUUGGGCUGAGAAACUGUUUCCAUGCUGACUACGAGGUUGCAAUAGUGAAAGUAGCUUUAGGGGUUGGGGUGUUAUGCCUCUGCAGCUACAUCACCCUUCCAUUAUAUGCACUUGUGACUCAGAUGGGCUCAAGAAUGAAAAAAUCAAUAUUUGAUGAACAAACAUCGAAGGCGUUAAAGAAGUGGCACAUGGCUGUGAAAAAGAAGCAAGGAGUGAAACUAGGAAAGUCCAGUGUGCGAACCAUGGAUGGAAGCACCAUUGAUUCAACAGCGCAUUCUUCUGGACCCAGACUACACCGUUUCAAAACUACUGGUCACUCAACUCGCACUUCGUCAACCUGUGAAGAUCAAGAUGAUGAUUCCCAAUCUGAUAUUGAAUUGUCUCCCACAUCACCAACAUCAAAGUUGAUUGUAAGAGUGGAUCAUGAUGAGCAAGGAGGAAAACAAAAUGAACACCAUAGUAUGAGAGAAAUCAACAACCAACAAUGAGGUUUUGCUACACGUUUGUCAAGCACAAACUAGCAUCAGAAGUGACUCCAUUCAACCAUUUUUUGUUCAUUUACAUAUAUCUUUACCUUCUUUAGAGCUUUCUAGAUAUUUGUAUCCUUAAACUUGAUAUAGUCAGUUAUUUGUACAUUCUUGUUCUUAAAAC
This is a messenger RNA of Gastrolobium bilobum, 1873 nucleotides long. Its product is annotated as MLO-like protein 10. The coding region runs from base 1 to 1710 and encodes 569 amino acids. Lineage: Eukaryota; Viridiplantae; Streptophyta; Magnoliopsida; Fabales; Fabaceae. The record is from RefSeq and is a predicted model, not a curated record. Gene Ontology annotation, cellular component: membrane. Gene Ontology annotation, biological process: defense response. The transcript has 15 exons.